Molecule: messenger RNA, 679 nt
Organism: Salarias fasciatus (jewelled blenny)
Lineage: Eukaryota; Metazoa; Chordata; Actinopteri; Blenniiformes; Blenniidae
Product: signal transducer and activator of transcription 1-like
Exons: 8
Coding region: 71-679 (202 amino acids)
Biological process (GO): signal transduction; regulation of DNA-templated transcription
Molecular function (GO): DNA-binding transcription factor activity
Source: RefSeq, a predicted model, not a curated record
GCGCCUCGCAGAGACACGCAUCUUCUGAGAGAGUCGCUCCAGAACCGACCAAGAGGCUCAGAUUCACUAGAUGGCUCAGUGGGAGGAGCUGCUGCGGCUGGACGCGGCGCUGCAGAGCCGCGUGAGUCUGCUGUACGAGGGGAAGCUUCACAGAGACAUCCGGGGAACCCUGAGCUCCUGGAUAGAGAGCCACGACUGGGACUCGGCGGCUGCAGAUGAAAACACGGCCCGGAUCAUUUUCCAGGCUCUCCUGGUAUAUUUGGAGGAACAGCAGACACGUUGUAUUGAGGAGAAAAUUCUUCUGCAGGGACCCAAUUUCUCCUGGAUGAAAGACUACCUGAUGGAAAACUUUCAAAACGACCCACUGAAAUUUGCUGUGAUUCUCUCCGAGUGUCUGAAGGAGGAAAAGAAAAUCCUGGCUUCAGGGGCGACGCCUCAGUGCUUCAUGGAGCCAAACAGGAGGAUAUUGGAUGCCAAAGUCAGCGAACUGAAACACCUGACUGAGGAGGUGAAGAAGGAGAUAAACACACUGGAGGACCUGAAUGAAAAGCUGGACUACGUACAGAAGACGUUCGAAAGUGAAGUGGAGCAAGACGUCGGACUGGCUCAGUCUGCUCCCGGGCUGGAGAGGAAAUGUCUGGAGAGAUCCAACUUCAUCACACAAACACAGCAGAUAUGA